Aspergillus sclerotioniger CBS 115572 is the source of this 1470-nucleotide messenger RNA. RefSeq names its product WD40 repeat domain-containing protein. Lineage: Eukaryota; Fungi; Ascomycota; Eurotiomycetes; Eurotiales; Aspergillaceae. Gene Ontology annotation, biological process: microtubule anchoring at mitotic spindle pole body; protein localization to mitotic spindle pole body; mitotic sister chromatid segregation. The record is from RefSeq and is a predicted model, not a curated record. Gene Ontology annotation, cellular component: microtubule organizing center; MWP complex; mitotic spindle. Bases 1 to 1470 code for a protein of 489 amino acids. The transcript has 3 exons. Gene Ontology annotation, molecular function: protein binding.
AUGGACUCCACCGGAGCAGGGGUCUCAACUUCAAUAUCUCUAUCCGAAGAUGGGGACUAUGCUGCACAAUUAAAUGGCAAAGAUUUGGCCAUCCACCUCGACCCAGCUUCUCCUGAAUUCAAAGAAAUACAAGUUAUCAAGCUUAAGGACACUGCCUCAAAAUUUCUAAAGUUCUCGAGAUCAAAGCCCGUCCUACCUUCAAGCACGCACUCCUAUGCAGGGGUAAACUCUCCAGGAAGACGCGUGCUUUGUGCUAGUGAUGCACGCAUCCUGGUCUGGCAGCUGGACCCAAUACAACUGCAUGCAGAGAUUGAAAGCAUUGAGCCCGGCGCUACAUAUGUCGACUUUGGCGGCGAUGAAAAUGAGAUCAUUUUCUUUCACGCCUGGAAUACGAAAAUCACAGUGUUCGGACUGGAUUCCGGCCGCAGCCAGGUCAUCAGAAGCCCCAAAUUUUCAAACUAUAAUGGCUUCGGAUAUCGGCCCAAAACAAGGCAAUUCGCUGUUCUUCUGAAGCCGGAUGCCGUUGAUUUACUCACGAUUCAUGAAUUUCGAUCUUACGAGCUUAUCGGGCGAGCAGUUCUGCCUACGGUAGAUGCUCAAGGACUCAAAUGGAGUCCGGAUGGGAGGUGGAUAGCCGUGUGGGAUGCUGCGAGUGCGGGCACCAGAGUCCUGAUUUUCACGGCUGAUGGACAACUUUUUAGAACCUACAGUGGCCCUUCGGGGCUCGAUAGCUCGCUCGACCUUGGUGUUAGAGCGAUAGAGUGGAGCCCUGUUACCGGGCAACGCGGUGUGUCAGAGCUUCUGGUGGUUGGAAAGGUCGAUGGGACUGUUGAUGUCCUCAAGACCCGAACAUUUUCCUGCUCUAUCACGCUUUCCCAUGUGCUCCAAAUAGAGCACAAUUCCCCCAGUGUCUGGCGGGAACGCUACGCCGGGGAUGGGGACCUGGAAUAUGCCGAAGCGUCCAGCUCUUCUGCAUUUGGCAUGCCUACUGAGCCAUCCGGAUCGCCUCGGGGCGUGUCGAUCAUGGCCUUUAGUGCCAGCGGAACUCUUCUAGGCACUGUCGAUCAGACGCGACCGAAUAUUGUCUGGAUAUGGGACCUGGAAAGCACCCCGGUCCUGCUAUCUGCUCUAAUCCACGAGCACGCUGUCAGACAAGUGGUGUGGCAUCACUCGAAGAUGCAAUUGCUUAUUACUACAGCGAAUACUGCUUACGCUGCUGUUCGGUACUGGUCCCCAGCCAGCCAACCGCUAAUUGCGCGCAUUCCCGUUUCGCGAAGCGAAACCGGAAGAUACGAUGUGAGAUGGUUAUCUUUCGACGAGGACGACGAUUCUAAGUUCUGGUUCGGUACGCCAGACGAUUAUGCGCUGGGUCACCUUGAAAGGGUCGAAGGGUCACCGCAGUUCAAGGUAACCAGUACCAUCAAUGGUAAGGCGAAGGGGAGCGGCUACGGUCCGAGCAUGAGCAGAUAG